Molecule: messenger RNA, 227 nt
Organism: Racocetra fulgida
Lineage: Eukaryota; Fungi; Glomeromycota; Glomeromycetes; Diversisporales; Gigasporaceae
Source: the annotation of a GenBank genome assembly
CUAAUGGUUAUAUCCAAAGUUUUCAUACUGCAUACUGGGAAGGCGUUCGCUAUCUUGUGUAUGGAACCGGAAGUAAUUUAGUGAUAUAUAAUAGUUGUCUAGAACAUAUCCAAACAACAGACGUUUCAAAAUUAUUGAAAGACGUCAAGCGGGAGCCGGAAACGGAACUUAAUGUAGUCUCAGUUGAGAUUUCGGAAAUUGACGGCAAGGUUUGUUAUAAGAAAUAG